CCUCGCGCUGUGCCGGCGCCGGCGGCUUGCACCACCGACCGUCUCCCAGAGGGACCUGCUCCGUUCCUGUACGUAUGUGAUUUGUGCGGUCCUCGGGAUGAGAGGUGCUGGAGGGAUGGAAACAUUGCGACCGAGCCGGGACGUGUGCUGGGAGCCCCCCUUUUUCUGCCAGCCGAGAUGCCUGUAUUGCAGCACUCAAGCCUCUGCAGUGCGAGGAACAGCUAUUUUACGCAGAAUUGCCGGCUGAGGACCGUAGCCGGCAGGCGACAGCCUCCCCUCGCAGCAGCCGUCUCCACCAGCCCCAGGCGCCCCUCAGCCUGCUACAGCUGCCACUCUUCUCCCAGCCAAAUCCGUCUCCUGGGAGAGCCCGCCACCCUCUCGCCGCCUCCACUCCAAAGCACCCGUCCCCUUGCAGCGUCCAGGCCUCCCACGCACACGCACCCCAUCUCCCCCGUGUGCUAGCAUCACCCGCCUUCUGCCGCUUGGCCCUUCUAUGGGCCAGUUGCCAACAUGAGCGCGGAUGCUGACCAUCUCCCAACAGGAGCCCAGGCGGUGAGCGUGCCCCUAUGGACCGCGUCCAGUUGGACAGCUUCCGAGGUCCCUCCCAACACGAGUGCCUCCUUGGCGGAGGUAGACCAGCGAGGGGCGGUUGAGUGGGGUGGCAAGGCAGGUGAGAUUGCAGGGAUGGUGGUAAUCCAGUGCAUCUAUGCCCUGGUGUGUCUGCUCGGGUUGUUGGGCAACUCCCUGGUGAUCUUCGUGAUCUUGCGCUAUGCAAAGAUGAAGACAGCCACCAACAUCUACCUGCUCAACUUGGCCAUCGCUGACGAACUCUUCAUGCUCAGCAUCCCCUUCGUGGCCACGUCGGCUGCCCUGCACCACUGGCCCUUUGGCCGGGCCCUGUGCCGUACCGUGCUGGGUGUAGAUGGGCUUAACAUGUUCACUAGUGUCUUCUGCUUGACUGUGCUCAGCCUGGACCGCUACAUCGCAGUGGUGCACCCGCUUCGAGCAGCCACCUACCGCCGGCCUCGCGUGGCCAAGAUGGUCAAUGGGGGCGUGUGGCUACUCUCGUUGCUGGUAGCCUCACCCAUCCCCAUCUUUGCUGGUACGGCAACUACCCACGAUGGCCAGGCAGUGGCAUGCAACCUGUUGUGGCCGAGCCCGGCCUGGUCAGCCGCUUUUGUCGUCUAUACGACCUUACUGGGUUUCCUGCUGCCGGUGCUAGCCAUGGGUCUGUGCUACCUGCUGAUUGUGGGCAAGAUGCGGGCAGUGGCUCAGCGGGUGGGCUGGCAGCAGCGCCGACGCUCCGAGGGCAAGCUCACGCGGCUGGUGCUCAUGGUGGUCGCCAUGUUUGUGGUGUGCUGGAUGCCCUUCUACGUGGUCCAGCUGGUGAAUCUCCUGCUGCCUGGCCGCUUGGAUGCCACUGUGAACAAUGCCUCCCUCAUCCUCAGCUACUCCAACAGCUGCGCCAACCCCAUCCUCUACGGCUUCCUCUCCGAGAAUUUCCGGCACUCCUUCCACGGCGUGCUGCGACGGUGCUUCGACACCAGCUCCUGCUGCUGCCACACUGACUCGGAGACAGCGGAGGAGGAGGAGGAAGAGGAGCCUCUUGACUACUGCGCCACUCCCCGGGGGGACGACAAGAACAAGGGCUGCAUGUGCCCACCGCUGCCCUGCCAGCAGGAGCCGGUGCACCCCGAGCCCUGCUGCAAGCCUGGCCCCCUCCUUACAAAGACCACCACCUUCUAAGGCGCUCAGCUCCCCGCAGCCUCUUCUUUGAGACCUCUGAUUGGGCAUCUCCGUCAGGCACAGGCACCCUCAGGUCUUCCUCCAUCCUGACAAAGGGAAGGACGAGCAAACACCGUGGCCGGAGAGAGAGCAAAUUCCUGUGCCUGCUGUUCUCAUUUACCCUGUACACUGACACGAGCGACUCCAGUCUGCGCGGUGUCCCCAGUGGGAGAGCAACUGGCUUUUUCCUUCGAUCUCUGGCCGAGCUGGGGGUUGAACCAGUGGUGGGAUCAGAUUCUGCCACCGUGGAGCCUACUGCCACACUCCAGGCACUACUUCUCCUGCAAGAACCUGUGGGAAACCCACCCUGGGGUAUCUGUUUUCUCUCUGUCCCUUCCGCCGCGCUCUGCCGGAGCUCUCCGUGGGGUUUCCUCCGCUUUCACGUUUCUUGGGAAUCUACUGGCCAGGGGCGGCUGGAAGCACUGGCUCCCAACCCUGCGACAGGUAACCUCACUGGGAGUUUUCCAUCUGCUUUCACUGGGGAUAAGACCUAACCCCAGGCUGGUAUGUAAAAUGCAAAAGACAGAGAUGCUAAACUUCUUCCGUCUCUUGCGAGAAGGGGUAUGACGUGCACAGCCACAGCUGCCGGGCCCUGCUGAAACCCUCGCCGU
This is a messenger RNA of Struthio camelus australis, 2396 nucleotides long. RefSeq names its product somatostatin receptor 4 (gene SSTR4). The record is from RefSeq and is a predicted model, not a curated record. Gene Ontology annotation, cellular component: plasma membrane; neuron projection. NCBI's taxonomy places the organism in Eukaryota, Metazoa, Chordata, Aves, Struthioniformes, Struthionidae. Gene Ontology annotation, biological process: neuropeptide signaling pathway; cellular response to glucocorticoid stimulus. Gene Ontology annotation, molecular function: somatostatin receptor activity; neuropeptide binding.